GAAAGUCCCAACUUCUCUCCUUUCCGCUCUGUUUUCUUCCUUCCUCCCGUCUCUCCUCCGGCAGCAAGGUGCCUCUUCUCUCUCGCGGUGUGCGCGCUCGUCGCGCGUCUUGUGCUUGUCUCCUUUCGCCUGGGGGCUUUGCACCCUCUUCUCCUCUCUACCUUGGACUUUCUCGCUGGCGCGUUUUUCCCUCUCUCCCUAAGCCGUCCAGACGCGAGUUCGCUCCCCUGUCUCCUUCCGAAGGCCUCGAAACGCUCAAAGUCGACGCUCUGAGGGAGUCGUGCAUCCCUUCAACCUACCUCGACCAGGAUGCAUCUUAGUUCCACGGUUUACAUCGCUCUCUCCAUUGUUUUCAGCUCAGCCACCGACCCCAUUGCCGGCGUUUCUCACCUCCUCCUCACGGAAGCGCCCUCCAGCCUUUGCGUUGCCUCGUGGCGUCUCGCUCCUCUCGCUCUUCUUCGCCUCUUCUCGCUCUUCUUCGCCUCUUCUCGCUCUUCUCGCCUUGGUGGAGAACGCUUGAGGACUGGAGGCGGCCCUUGGAUUUUUCUCCACAGUUUCUCAAGAGCUGAGGCACCAUGGCUGGGCUCUCGCGACUGAGCGCGCGAGAGCGACCAGCACUGGCCUCCUCCUCGAGCGCGUUGCGUCCCCGAGAAAACAGCGCGCAUGAGGAGGACUCGACCCUGCGACGCAGAGGCUGCUCGUCGCAGUCUCCGAACCUGGAGACUUUCGGAGGCUCCUUCUGCGACGAAGGGAAGUCUCUCUCGCCGGCGCCUUCUCGGCGGCGCGCGCCUCCGACGCUCUCCUCCCAGCAGGUCCCCGCGGCGGUUCUCGGCGCGCCGAAUACCCCACAGAGCCUGCGGCGCUCUGGGGCCAAGAGGCGACAGAGACGCGCGCCUGCAGGGAAGAAUGCGUGGAACACAACCAAGUUUCUGCGCCAGUUCGAGGACGAGCAGCAUGAGACGCAGGAAGAACGCCUGUGGUUUCCAGUCCACUCCAUGUGCCAGGCAGAGGGAUACAACCUCCGGACUUUGUACGAAGCCCUCAUCGCACGACACUGCUACGCUCGCUUUCUGGACGACCGAGGAACCGUUUUAUAUUUGGAGCUCCCGGACAGCGACCUGCCUGUGGUCGAGGUGAAGGCAUGCAGCCACGAUCGCUACGAAACCUUCUUGCGGGUCUUGGCUCCUGGCGCGCGGCGGUCGUCGCGUUCGCCGUCGGCGUUUCCGCGGGCAGGCGGGGCUUCCCCGGCGGAUCGGCGCUGGGCCGCACAGGCGGACGCGGCGCCUGGGCGCGUCGACGCUCGUCCGCUGCUAUCCGCCUCCGUGCAGUCGGAGGAGGAAGGACCCGGCGAAGACUCCGUGGACAGCUUCCUGAAGAGACACGGCUCUCUCCAUCGCGACUUCUCGGCGCCUCCCCGCGGACAUUUUUCCAGGGGACGCGAGCCGGAGGAGGCGGAGGAGGAGGCGGAGGAGGAGGCGGAGGCGAAGGAGGCGGCCAACCGCCGGCGCGAGCGGUGGGAGGCCUCUGGCAGACGCUUGCGAGCGCGGGAGGCACACACGUUCGACUUUUUCCACGAGGAGGCGCGCAGCCGGUCUCAGUCGAGCGUUUCUUCGACCUCGUCGACCGGGCGGAGCGCUUGCGCAGGGCGGUGCGAAGGACGCGAAGAAGGCGACGGAGACUCCGAGCAGCUUCUGGGCGCGCCGGGGCGAGGCGCCAGCAGGAGUCCCGACCACCGCGGAGCCAGGUGCGAGAGGGAUCUGGGACCCGACGAUUUGUCGGACGACGAGACGGCUGGUCCGUCGCGAAAACAUGCAUCUUCGAGGCGGCGCCGAGAAAAGAAAACCGGCGCGGUCUCGGCUGUUCUGUCCCCGACCUUCUCCCUCUCGCCUGCCGAGUGCUUCGGGAGCCUGGAGAGCUCCCCGAACAAGCGGGGCUUCUUCGGUCACUUGCUGGGAAGUCAGACCUGCUUCGCAGAGACCAGGCCGUCGACGUUCAGCUCCUUCUCACCCUUCGCCUGGGCCGGCGCCGCGAGAAAGACGAGUCCCUUCAGCUCCGAAGCAAAGCGCGCUUGCAGAGGAAGACAGGAUGAGGCCGUCCAAGACGCGUACUUCUCACUCGCGGAAGACGCCGCGCGAGGCGGGGACGCGUCGCGCGUCUUGUUCUGGCAGCCCAGACGCGACAUGGAAGACCGAGAGGAAGGCGUCGAGCAUGAAAAGGACCGAGAGCCGCAGGCAGACCGCACCGGGUCCUGUUUCGUCUUCUCGAACGGCGCUGUCGUCGUCUGGGGUGGCGGCGACGUCGGCGGCGCCGAGAUCAGGAGAGACAUGCUGAGCACCUUGGUCUGGUUUUUAGGAAGAUUUGCGACUGGAUUUCUCCGCGUCGACAUGACUCAAGAAGAUGUGAUGUUCUACAGUUACAUCGACGACCUCCGGAAAUGGUCUUCGGCCUCGGCGAUCCCCCGAAGACGUAUCAAGCAAAACCGCCUCUACCUUAAGACUCGGGAUGUCUCUGAAAAGCUGGCGGCAUCCUUCGCAAUUGCUCAGUCGGUUCGCCUCGAUGUAUACGAGGCUCUCGUCAACGACACCAUCGCGCGAGUGCAGGAAGUACCUGAGCGCAUGUCGCGCCUCGGCUGCGAUUUCUCUGCCGAGGAAGGUCACCAGAGCGGCUGGAGGUCUCUCCUCCACUUUCCCAGCUUCCUCAAAGAGCGAGACGAGGAACACAGCGACGCAUACAACAAGCAGUUCGCCGACCUCUCCGUGAGAAUCAUCAACGUGAACAUUGUCGAAAACUUCCUCGACGUGCCUGACUUCUUCUGGGAGGACGACAAGUGGCAGGCGUUCUGGCACCGAGUCCACCACCACCUGCAACUGCAGGAAAGGAUCGAUAUUCUCAACACUCGAUAUUCAUGCAUUCUUGAGCUCCUCAACGUCGUCCGGCGCGAACAGUGUCAGGACCACGAGUUCCGCAUGACUUGGAUUAUCGUCCUGCUCCUGGUCGCUCAAGUCGUUGCUGCGGCUGUAAAGUACGUCGUGUUGGACGAGCCUUGAUUUUUCCCCCGCUUUCACUGAGAAGAACAGAAUGGAUGCGGAGGCGAGAGCAGAGCAGUCUGAGGUUCGACAAGACAGAGGAGCUGACCUGCCUUGGGGGCGUCUCCCUCGUUUCCGUAGCGCCCCUGCAGCAGGGGGGAGAAAAGAAUCGAAGCUCGAAACGACAGAGGCGUUUUCGCUUCUUCAGUACAGUGAAGUGCACAGUGGAAAUCAACACUGCAGGGGCAACUUUCCCUCAACAGAGGCCUGUGUGUGUUGCCCAACAGGCCGGGUCGGCCCGACUUCGGACUGGACGCAAAGCGAAGGCUGGGGGAGAGACAUAGGGGAGGGAGGGGGGGAAAGCAGAAGAGUUCCUCUGUUAGUGGACUCCAAUUUGGCACAGGGAGCAGAGAAGGGGAGACGAGGUCGAGGAAGAAAGCCGGAGGGCAAGAAAGAGAGACAGCCGUUGCGCCCGAGAACUGGCGUGUGUCUCCUCACGUUUCCAGUUUCGGUUUCUCCCAUCGCUUGUAGCGGAAAAGAGGAGAGGGGGGGACCGGCCAGCACGGACGACGGGCGCGAGGGGUCGAGCACGGGAAGCAUUUGUCUCGGAUCGGAGACGAAGAGGACCACAGACGAGCUUGACUUCACAUGCUUCGUGUAGGCCGUAUUCUGUGCGUCCACACGUGGAUCAGCGCCUGUCGAUCUGUGUAACCAUUCCUCUACGUUUCGCGCCUCUAUCGAGAUACCCCUAUAGAGAAGUAGACAGAGACCUGAACGUGAGACCAGUGUACGAGUGUGUACGUAUACGUGACUUGAUAAUGUCUUUGUUUGUGUCUACUGUCUGCACCGGAAACAUGGAAUGCGUUCAGUGAUCGGGUGGGGGACUCUUCCGUUUUUCCGAAACUGUGGGCGUAGGCCAUUGGGCUGGUGAAGACAGAUCUUCGCGGGGCAAGGACCAGCCUUGUCGAUUCUCAGCUUAUCGCUGUCAGGCGAGAUGUAUCAGGGAAACAGGUUGUGGCGAGUAGUGCGUGGAUCCGCGGAAGGUAGUGUGUGUAUACCAUCGAUGAGAUGCGCUCUUCGUGCAUACUUGCAAGCACUGGUACAGGGAUUAUUAUCUCUUCAUAUGGGUGCGUACGGCAGACGUCCGCCUGUGUGUCGGCCUGCAUUACGUGGAAUCGUUAAGCGUUUCCUCAGUCCGUCUCCGUACAGCCUUGCAAUGAGAAGGAAGGUUGAGUUUUUCUGGGACCUUUUUAGCAACGUGUUUUUCCGAUGAUAUGAAGUUUUCCAAAAAUCGCUCUUGCAAUGAAGUCCACAAUAGACUCCAGGAGAGGCGCGC
Toxoplasma gondii ME49 is the source of this 4362-nucleotide messenger RNA. Its product is annotated as ACR, YagE family COG1723 domain-containing protein. Bases 576 to 3047 code for a protein of 823 amino acids. The record is from RefSeq and is a predicted model, not a curated record. The transcript has 11 exons. Lineage: Eukaryota; Apicomplexa; Conoidasida; Eucoccidiorida; Sarcocystidae.